AUGAUGCUCUCUCAAGUCUUCAUUUCAGCAUUCCUCCUCCUUCUCCCAGCUGCUUCAGGCUCAUUCCCGGAAGUAUAUGGAAUGGGAGGCGACCCUGUGACACUGCCAUGUUCUUAUCCUGAAUCUCGUGUACUCUCAUUCGUGUGCUGGGGCCGAGGUGAAUGCACUGCUGAUAAAUGUGGACAAACAGUUGUCUGGACUGAUGGGAAACGAAUCAACUAUCGGACAAGCAGCCGCUACCAGAUAAGCACACAGGUUCUUCAUGGAAAUGCGUCCUUGACCAUCGAGGAUGCCUAUGAGAGUGACAGUGGUCUCUACUGCUGUCGAGUGGAAAUGAAGGGGUGGGAUGGUGUGCAGACCCUGACCACCUCACUGCAGGUUCAACCCGGAAGCCAUUCAGCCAGGACUAAAGGUCUUGCUAUUGGAAUCUCCAUUUUCUUGCUGCUUCUGGUUCUUGUGAGCACAUUAGUUAUCACAAAUUACAUCCUUAAGAAAAAGAGGCCAGAAUCUCCAAGCUUGGUAGCCUUAUGUGUUUCUAAGGUCAGAACUUUACUAAAUAAAGAGGUUGCGUGACCACAAGCCCAAGGCAACGUCUACAAUAUUGAAGACAGUCUUCAUGUCAAACUUAAGUUUCAAGAGAAGACAUCUACAGCAUAUCACCAGCCUGGACACCCCUUAAGCACCAGGACUAUUUCCUGCUUCAGUUCAUCUUUAGUUCCCACUUUCCAGCUGCAGUGGAGAGGAUGGACCUCUAGCUGUCUCUCCUCAUACUCACUGUUGACACGAUGCUGCCUCUCCACACUACAGAUCCUUCUUUCAAACAUGAUCGCUUUAUCAUUUUGGAUGUCCUUUAGACCCCAUGAUUCUUUUAUCUUUGAAAGACAAUUUUUGGUAACUUCUAUCCAGGUUACUAAAACCAUCCAGCAAAGAGGAAUAGGAUUUUAUAGUAAAAUUAAAACUAAAACAAAUGUGGGGAGGGUGGGAUUUAAUUUAGAAGCACUUCAUGAUUGUGACUUGUUUAUUUAAUUGGUGGACGCCAUACAGGAAGAACUUCCAUGGGCAAGUGAGCUCCCUAGAGAUGGCCCACUGGCCUGCUCAGCUGCAAUGGGUGUGCUCUAGUGAGGCAUGGCCACAAAGACUUCAUCCCAGGAUUGCUUCUUGCUACUCAUGUGCUUUCUCAUGUUUGUCAUUGCCAUUCUCCUUAUUUAUGUGGCUUGGUGUGAGUGGAUACCAAGAGACCCUCAAUAUCUAUAGCCUGAUGUGAUUACUUCCUGAAUAAUAGCUCACCCUAUUGGGCAUAUUUCCUGCAGAUCAACAUAAAGAUGAACUUUCAUGAAUUAAUGCUGUUUAGAUGAAUUAAUGACUUUACAGAAUUUCUGAUUUGAUUCAAAUAAUUUUAGGAAGAAAAUUUAAGAUGAUUUUAGCUGUUUUCCCAUGAAGAUGUAAUAAAGUUAGAAUCAAGAAUAGCAUGUGUCCCCUUCUCAUAGAAUAGUAAGUAAAAUCUACAUAAUAAUGAAUACAAUAAGCUCUCAUAAAUUGCACUAAGAAGAGAAAUAGGCUUGGGACAAAUUUGUGAUCAAGGAAAUAUACUCAUUUUAGGUCAUAUCCCAGGAUGAGACUACAGGUGUGCACUACUAUAAAGGAAGGCCAUGUGAAACUGUUACUUUGAACUUAUAAUGAGCUUAUAGAGUGAAACACUGCUUUGAAUUUAAUGUGGACAUCCUUCUGUAAUUCCCUUUUUGUGUAACAUUUUAUCUGUGAGGUAAUUUUUCUAAGAAGUAUAAAAAAUAAAAAGGCUGAGAGAAAAAAUAAAGCAUGGAAUGUUGGGGCUCUGCUCCAUCCACCAAAUGU
This is a messenger RNA of Mastomys coucha (southern multimammate mouse), 1851 nucleotides long. Its product is annotated as hepatitis A virus cellular receptor 1 homolog. Lineage: Eukaryota; Metazoa; Chordata; Mammalia; Rodentia; Muridae. Bases 1 to 573 code for a protein of 190 amino acids. Gene Ontology annotation, molecular function: phosphatidylserine binding; virus receptor activity. Gene Ontology annotation, cellular component: cell surface. Gene Ontology annotation, biological process: phagocytosis, engulfment; positive regulation of mast cell activation. The record is from RefSeq and is a predicted model, not a curated record. The transcript has 5 exons.